Messenger RNA from Camellia sinensis, 567 nucleotides. Lineage: Eukaryota; Viridiplantae; Streptophyta; Magnoliopsida; Ericales; Theaceae. The record is from RefSeq and is a predicted model, not a curated record.
AUGAAGGAUGUAGAUUGUGAUGGGAAUUGUGGUUUUAGAGCUAUUGCAGGUUUACUUGGUCUUGGAGAGGAUGACUGGGUGCAAGUUAGGUGUGAUCUACUACUUGAAUUGAGUAAUCACAUAGAUGAAUAUGUCAUACUAUACGGGUCGCAUGAGAGGGUUGAGGAGCUGACACACAUCCUUUCAUAUUUUCAAGAUAGCCUAGGCUUUGAUCGUUGGAUGACUAUGCCCGACAUGGGGCAUCUUAUUGCAUCAUUUUAUAAUAUAGUUUUGUAUCACUUGUCAUUACAACAAUGUCUCAUGUUCUUACAUUUGAGAUCACCACCAGUAGCCCCAGCUGAUCAUCGUGAGAUUGCAAUUGAAUUUGUGAAUGGAAAUCAUUUUAUGCAAGUAUUUUUGGAGGCGGUCAUCCAGUUCCUCCCAUUGCUGUGCUUUGGCGAGUUCACCAUCACCCUUGUGCAUCAGAAUAAGAGAAUGCAUAUGUUAGUCGCAUUAAAAAAAUUCAAAGACAACAUAAGACCUAAUGUAGCUACUCGAGAGACAUUUGAUGUAGUUGACAAAGAUUGA